AUGGAAACAAGGGACCAUGCAAGCUACCCCGUCAGCAACACGGGCGACAUACUGGGUCUGCUGAAACUGGAAAACGAGUUAGUCGAGUAUCAACCUACCUAUGAUGACAUCAGCAGGAGAUCCGAGUUGCUGGCCGAAGACCAGUUCCUGAGCGAUGAGGACAAGCAAGCUCUGAAUGAAGAUAUGGAGGACGUCAAAACACGAUGGGACAACGUGGCCAACGUUAAAGAACAGAAAAUGAAAAGGGUGGAAAACAGAAUUAGUCAAAAGGAAAAGAGAAAACUAAACGAUUUGAUUGACUGUCGAGCUGAUAUCAAGAACCUGAAUGACUGGAUUACUAACAAGAAUAACCAGUUUGACAGGUUAAGCCCAGUAGCCGAUGACUUACCAACCCUCUUGAAACAACGAGACGAACUCAAGGAUUUCUCAAAAGAUAUCGCAGAUCACGACCCUAAAUUCACCGAAUGCAUCCAAUCAGCUCACAAGCUAUCCAAAGACCCCGCCCUGUCGAAGGACGAAAGUGACGUCAUCCAAAAAGAUGCUGAAAAAUGCGAAGAAAGAUGGGAUGGGCUCAACGAGAAAGUACGACAACGUGUAGAAAGUAUUGUCGAACAAUUGCCUCCACUGCAAAGGAAGCAAAAGGAACUUCUUGGCGACUGGGACGACAAGCUCGACAGGUUUAAAAAAUCCAUAAAGAAAUCCUACAAUAACCUCGAUGAACAGCGAGCGAAGUGGCCCUUGAAGGAGGAUAAGCUUGUUUCGUCGGUUGACUUGACAGACGAAUUGAUUGAAAGAGUUGAUCAAAACGAAACUGUUGAAUGGAGACCAACUGUAGAUACGUCCAAUGAACAACUUGCUAAAAUACGCGUUAAGUUACAGAGGAUCCAGCGAGACAAGAAGAACCGCAAAUGGUCUUUCAUCGAAGCGAUCAAAGGAGUAUUUGGCUUUGGGCGCAAACCAAAGAAAACAGGCAUAAAUCUUGACAGCCUGAUUAUCCAAUUUGAAGAACACGAGGAUCUAAUGCAAGAGGUGUCGUCACUUCAACGACCAGCCAAUGAGAUCGUUGAUUCUUGUAACACAAUCACCGCCAGUCGUGACGUAGAAGAGCAGAACAUCAUGAAGGUGGAUGGAGAGAUGCGCGCUGUGAAUGCGCAGUGGAAUACACUGAACUUUAAAGUUAUUGAAAGGGAAAAUAGGUAA
Messenger RNA from Actinia tenebrosa (Australian red waratah sea anemone), 1200 nucleotides. RefSeq lists its product as uncharacterized. The record is from RefSeq and is a predicted model, not a curated record. Lineage: Eukaryota; Metazoa; Cnidaria; Anthozoa; Actiniaria; Actiniidae. Gene Ontology annotation, molecular function: protein binding.